ACCUGAUGUGAUGGUUCUAUCAGGGUCUGAACCAUCUGAUGAUGAGUUUUCAUCAGACGGUGUUGAAAACAAUGAUCAAGAUGGGACACUGGUAGGGAAUAAACCGCAUAAUCCGAUAGAUUUUUCUGGUGUAAGCAAUUUAUCAAUGGAGGGCAACGAACAAAGUAACGAGACAAAUGAAUUGUCUGAUCAUAGAUAUACUCCAGAGGUUUAUUAUGAAAAGACCAUCACAGCUUCGGAUCUGGGUCAAUCUAGACUGUAUUUGGCUUCGAAAUUUGCUGCAUAUCUUAAACUAUCUGGAGAUGGUUCGAUUUGGACGAUCACUGGCCCACGUUCCAAUGUAGAGAAGAAUCCAAUGUAGAGAAGAAUGUGUUCUUUUUUCACUUACUGAAAAGUGGAGGAAGAGGUGGAGAAUGGAAGUUUGGGGUCGGGUGGAAUGAAUGUUGUAGACUAUACAAUUUAAAG
Molecule: messenger RNA, 465 nt
Organism: Arachis stenosperma
Lineage: Eukaryota; Viridiplantae; Streptophyta; Magnoliopsida; Fabales; Fabaceae
Exons: 3
Coding region: 11-361 (116 amino acids)
Source: RefSeq, a predicted model, not a curated record